CUUCGCUGCGAGUGCGACACAAGAUGCCACCAUCAACACCCACACCCGACCACCUAAUUAUAGUCUGCUGCCACGGUAUCUGGACAGGCGGACCAAGCCGCGGCGCCGACGAAGCUGAGUGGCUCAUCGCCGACUUCCAAGCUGGGGAGACACCAACCUUCAUAGAACAUAUCAAAGCCGGCCUAACCUGUCUCCGGGAUGAUCCGCAUGCCGAGCUCGUCUUCUCAGGCGGCCCAACAAGGACAGAGACUCGUCGUCUCUCCGAAGCACAGAGCUACGCCAACCUCGCCUCGUCCAACGCCUAUUUCAACAUCCUCCCCGCCGAAGAUGCGGCAAACCGCAUCUUCGUGGACGAACAGGCGCUUGACUCAUACCACAACGUCCUAUUUCCCUUGGUUCACUUUUGGCGACGCCGCGGAAGGGUCGGCUCGCCUUCUUGGCCCGGUAGACUCACGGUCGUCAGCCACGCCUUCAAGCGCCCGCGGAUCGUUCAGGGUCACUGCGCGGCCAUCGGGUUCCCGCUCGACAGGGUCGAGUUUGUCGGCGUUGACCCUCCGGGGAUGGUCCCCGCGGCCGACGGCGAAGUGGCAAAGACCGGUGCAAUUGCGGGAGUCCAACGCGCAGUGGAUCAGUGGACGGCUGAUCCGCAUGGUGUGGGGCCGGUGUUGGCCGGGAAAAGGGCAAGUAGGAACCCCUGGGGCGUUAGUCAAUGGCUCUUUGUUUCGCGGGAGGAAAGGGCGCGGAGCGGGCUUUUGACGAGAAUGUUGGAUGAUGGAGGGGAGGCCCUGGUCGAUGGGGAAGUGAGACCGUGGGCUUAAGCAGGUCCACGAAUGCAUGCAGAUAUUCAUAGACGAUCGUGCAUGUAUUAAUAUUAAGUGCAGCGCCGUCUAGAUCUUCGACCGACCCUCAUCACCUGCAGUCCUAGAGCCUGACUCUGUCGCAGAUGUAUCAGCUACGGGAGCGGACUCCACCUCGUCAAGCAAGAA
This is a messenger RNA of Sodiomyces alkalinus F11, 986 nucleotides long. RefSeq lists its product as hypothetical. NCBI's taxonomy places the organism in Eukaryota, Fungi, Ascomycota, Sordariomycetes, Glomerellales, Plectosphaerellaceae. Gene Ontology annotation, cellular component: cytoplasm. The record is from RefSeq and is a predicted model, not a curated record. Bases 24 to 818 code for a protein of 264 amino acids. The transcript is spliced from 2 exons.